GCGGUGCUGUGCUGCCUGUCAGUGGAGCUUCAAGGGCGCGGAGACAAUCUGUACGAGCAGGCUAGGAAGUGUUGCGGAGGUGGCAAGGUGCAAACCACGCAAAGCCGUCUUGACAGAAGCAUGAAAUGGGUGUGCAGAAAUAUUUGACAUAUGCUCUUCAUCGUAUCCAGAAAGGACCAGGUUACACAUACAAAGAGCUACUUGUCUGGUACUGCAACAACACCAACACCCAUGGGCCAAAGCGAAUCGUCACAGAAGGACCAAAAAAGCGUUUUCUGUGGUUCCUUUUUACUCUUGUAUUUGCUGCUCUGGUGUUCUGGCAGUGGGGCAUCCUUAUUCAGACUUACAUGUCUUGGGGAGUUAGCACGUCUCUCUCAGUAGGAUUUAAGACUGCCCCAUUUCCUGCUGUCACAAUAUGCAAUGUGAAUCCUUUCAAGUAUUCCAAAGUGAAGCCAUUAAUAGAAGAUUUGGAUGAGGCUGCAAGGACAGCUUUGGCAAAAAUCCACACAUAUUUCAUAAGUGGUAAAGUGCCUGAACUGCCUUUGAUGGCAAAUACAUCUCUAGUGUCCGUGUUUUUGCAGAAUAUACCACUAGUUAUAAUGGAUGAAAGUGAUGUAAAUAAUCCAGCUAUCAUCAGUUUGUUUGAAAAUGGCACAGAUGGCUUUGUUCAAAAUAAUCCACACCCACCAACAUCAGACCUCAAGGUGGCAAUAAAAUUGUGCAAUGCAAAUAAAACAGAAUGCCUUUAUUGGAAUUUCACCUCAGGAGUCGAUGCUGUGAAUGAGUGGUAUUCCUUACAUUUCAUGGACAUUAUGUCUAAAUUUUCUAUUAAUGAAAAAAAACAAAUGGCAUACAGUGGGAAAGAAUUUAUCCUAACCUGUCUUUUUGGGAACCAACCUUGCAGUUAUAAAAAUUUCAGCCAGAUAUUUCAUCACUUUUAUGGAAACUGUUAUAUUUUCAAUUGGGGUCUGCAUGACAAAGCAAUUUCUUCUUCCAAUCCUGGAGGAGAGUUUGGUUUAAAUGUAGUGUUAGACAUCAACCAGAAGGAGUAUAUUCCAUUCCUUUCCACUACUGCUGGAGCAAGAUUGUUGGUUCACGAACAGAGAAGCUUUCCAUUCCUGAAAGAUCUUGGCAUCUUUGUGCUUCCGGGGACUGAGACUUCAAUUGGUAUAUCUGUGGAUAAAAUUGAACGUAUGGAAGCACCUUACUCUGACUGUACACAAAAUGGAUCCGAUGUCCCUAUCACUGAUUUAUUUUAUAAGAUGUAUGAAACCAGCUAUUCAGUGCAGUCAUGUCUAAGAUCCUGUUUUCAAAUGAACCUUGUGAAGAUGUGUGGGUGUGCUUAUAAUCUGUACCCACUGCCUGCAGAAGCACCCUACUGCAACUUUGGUGAUCAUCCGGAAUGGGUGUACUGCUAUCAUAAAUGGAAAAAAUCUGCAGAAUCUGAGUUACUCUGUCUUCAAACAUGCAAGCAAUCCUGCAAUGAAUCUCAGCACUUGUUGACUGUGUCCAUGGCUGACUGGCCAUCAGAAUCUUCAGAGGACUGGAUUUUCCAUGUUUUAUCCUAUGAAAGAGACUUUUCAAGCAAUGUGACCAUAAAUCGAGAUGGAGUUAUGAAGAUGAAUUUAUAUUUUAAGGAAAUAAAUUACAGGAGCAUAACAGAAUCGGCUUCUACUACAGUUGUAUGGCUGCUGUCUAAUUUAGGAGGUCAGUUUGGAUUAUGGAUGGGUGGCUCAGUGAUAUGUAUAGUUGAAUUCGGAGAAAUCAUAAUUGACUGCCUUUGGAUUACCAUUAUAAAAUUAAUCAUGUGGAACCGAAACUGGAAAUUGAAGAAAGCUCAAAGCCAAUACAUGGGGCCUCCUCCUUCCAUUUCACAGCUUGCUGAAGGCCACAUGAACACAGGAUUUGAACCUGAUAAUGUUACCUCUGACUCCGGUCAGUCUCUGCAGACAAUGAGUUCAUGCGAACACCCGGUGCACCCAAUUCCUGGUACUCCACCGCCACAUUAUGAUUCUCUCCGUCUCAAGUCAGUAAGAGUAAACAAUGAAUAGGUUAGUGUACUUGGUUUUCAGCUGAUAAAUAAAUCUUGGUAGUCUGAAUGUGAUGUGCCAGGGCAGUUCUGCUGAUGGCUCCUUCCUUAUACAUGUUCUGUACAUGCAGGUUUUCUUAUUUUUCAAUCUGUCACUAGAGGUGUAGGAGAUGAGCCAUAUGAAGUGCACUCCAGGAGGUAAAGUUGUUUUUUCCAAGCUGUUAAGCACAUUGUGGUACCUUUUGAAGGGCCCAAAAAUACUUAUCCUGAUAAGGGAAGUGUUAUGUUUAAAAUAUAUUUAAAGUAAUAAAUACUGUGGCACUAUCCAGGAGUGUAGCAUAAUAAAGAUACCUAUUGAGUGAUAACUGCAUUUUCAUUAGAAAAAGAAGUUAUUCAGUCAAUGUGUGUCUUGCAUUUUUCUCUGUCUUGAGUCUAGACGGAUUCUUUUAUCUGUCUGCUCAAGUUCUUCACCAGCCGUAUUUUUCUACACAAAAACCCAUCCACGUGCCAGCUAUGGAUACAACUCCUUCAUUUUUGGCAGCAAAUAAAAGGGGCUUUUUACCUAAAGGUAUGUAAAAACUGCCCUCUGCUCCGCAUCUUUUUCCUCACGUGUUCAUUUCAAAGAGCAGUGAUGUUUCAAAUUGGCACACAGUCCACAAUUUCCUCCUGUCGGCAAAGUACUGACCCCAAGCCGUUGAACAAUAAAUGGCUUUUAUACAGUAUGCGUUCUUUACUGGGCUACUACAAGCCUUCUGUGUCUUACUUUAAUCACAAAACUGAUCUCUCAUGGAGGUUUUUUUUUUCCAGUGUAUUUACUUCAACUUCUAUAUUGGUAUUUGUCAUAGCCCUACAAUUUUUAAGUUCAAAGUUGUACUACUGAUGAAACAGUAUUUCCAUGAUGGUUUGUGACCCAGUUCACUUGGAAAUUUAGGGUGGCCCUGCAUCACCUUUUUUUUAUAAGUGUAAAUAAAUGGCAACAUAUAGUCAGCAUUCUGUAAGUUCUACUCAAAUGUAUUGCAUUAAGUGUAGCAUAUCUGAGGCUCCUGCUGUUAUAUUUUGAACCCCAUCAACAUUUUUCAGUAAAAGCAAAGUAACUAAGUAAACUGCACUUCAGCAGGACCCCACGGAUUUUGCUGUAAUCCCAGAUUUCUCUUCUGCCAGAGAUGUCUAAUGUGGUAAUUUGAGCUCUCUGCGAGAGAGAGCUCAUACCAAUUCCUAACCCACGGUCUAAUCUCAUUAUUUAGUAGCUAUAAUGAGGAACAAAAUUAGUUAACUUUAUAUUUAAUUUGUCCAUUUUAUUAUAGGGUAAUUUAGAUGUAGUUUUUAAGUGAAUAAAGUGUGUGUCCAGAGUUCAUCAUGAAAAAUUGUUCUGUAACAGCAAACAGCCAGCAUUUUGCUCACUGGCUACCUGCCCAAUGAUUCAUAGGAAGUCAAACAGGAUAGGGAACUGAUGAAACGUUUUAAAGGAGUGUUGAAUUUUGGGGUGCAUGUAAAAUAGACAAAAAUUAUGGAAAAUAAAUUGAAAAGCCA
Messenger RNA from Erpetoichthys calabaricus (reedfish), 3559 nucleotides. RefSeq names its product amiloride-sensitive sodium channel subunit beta-like. The coding region runs from base 126 to 2051 and encodes 641 amino acids. The transcript is spliced from 13 exons. Gene Ontology annotation, molecular function: ligand-gated sodium channel activity. The record is from RefSeq and is a predicted model, not a curated record. Gene Ontology annotation, cellular component: membrane. Gene Ontology annotation, biological process: sodium ion transmembrane transport. NCBI's taxonomy places the organism in Eukaryota, Metazoa, Chordata, Cladistia, Polypteriformes, Polypteridae.